CCUCUAGGGUGAAGGGUUUAAUAUCGGCUAUAUAAGCAAGACGUUCAGCAGUAUUCGCCGGCUUCGAAGAAGUCCACAUCGGUUGAAAAAGGAGAUAGUGUCAUUCUAAGCUUAAAAAAUAGCCAUUGGUAUGGCUAACGCGAACCCUGUGCCCCGUUUGUAUAAAACGGUGGUAGAGGAUGUCAUUUCCAACGUGAGGGAAGCUUUCCUCGACGAGGGAGUGGACGAACAAGUUCUACAGGAACUGAAGCAGUUAUGGGAGAACAAACUAACACAGUCAAGGGCCCUGGAUUCUGGCCCUGAGCCCUCAGAGUCUGUCAUGAUCCCCUCCACGAUACAGUACAUCCCACAACCUGUACAGAACGCCCCCAGUAAACAACAGUUUAUUGGAGCAUCAGGAGUGGUUACACAGAAUAUGCCUGUACCUGUACAGAUCGCAAGCCAAGACAUCAGUCAGCCAGCUGCAACAGCGCACAUGGCAUUACCUCAGGGAGUCCUCCAGCAACAGCUGCAGGCCCUGGCCUCUCAAGGCCUUACCCUUCAGCCCACAGGGAAUGGUCAGUUUAUCAUCCAGGCCUUGCCCCAGCAAGGUGCCCAUGGUCAGAUAGGGGCCCCCCAACUCCAGCAAGUGACCAUCUCCCAGGCCAGUAUCCCCACCAUGAUCCAGCAGCCCCAGGGCCAGCAACAGCAGAAGACACAUCAGGUGUUGCAGCUGGAUGGAGCAGGAGACUCCAGUUCUUCAGAAGAUGAGGAUUUUGAUGAUGAUGACGAUGACAAUGAAAACGACGAUGAUGCCAAAGAGGAUGACAAUGACGAGCAGGGAGAAGAAGAGGAGCCCCUGAACUCCGACGAUGACGUGAGUGACGAGGACCCGUCCGAUCUGUUUGACACCGACAAUGUGGUGGUGUGUCAGUAUGACAAGAUAAACAGAAAUAAAAACAAGUGGAAGUUCCAUCUGAAAGACGGAAUCAUGAAUCUCAAUGGAAAAGACUUUGUCUUUCAAAAAGCUACGGGAGAUGCGGAAUGGUGAUGUGUGCAUAAUGCUUGGAGAAAAAAAAAAUAGACAAGAAAACAUGUCAAAAGAAAACAAAGAAAAAUUCAUAUCAGUUGCAUGUUGGCAAAAGUCAGGACUGCUAGUGGGACAACUGACCAGCAGGCCUAGACUAUGACGAGGACCAUUAGAUGGACGGAUGUUGUUUCGGAUGUACGACAUUUUUUUUUCUCUCUCUUAUGAAGAGGUGCUAGGUAAAGAUCACAUGACAGGAAGUACGUGUAUCGGUAAAUAUUUCGUGACGUAUUCCCAGGGUUAGAUUCUGAGAGGAGAUGGCAGGAAGAGAGACCUUUUAUUUUUCUUUUGUGCUUUUUGCUCCCCAUUUAAUCAUAUCAUAAUCUUUCCCUUCAAAUUUUUUUUUUUAAUUUAGAAUAAGAGGAAAAGAGAUUUUUUUUAAAGGACAGCGAUUUCUUUUCAAACAUUUUUUCUUUAAUAUUAAAACUUUAAGAAAUAUUUUUUGAUGGACAUUCUCUUUUUACAAGGACUUGUAUUAUCAAGCGAUAAAAAAUUCACACAGUGAGGUCUUACGGCUUUAACUUUUUGAUUGGGGCCAGAGCAUAUCAAUUAGAUUUUGAGAUAACAGGAUUAUCUUAUUUUUAAAGUUUAAGUUUUGUUUUGAGGGGAUUUUUUUUUUUUACUUUCAAAGUCCAUGUGCUGCAUGCAUUCCUUAAUAAUUAAGCAAGUCCUAAGAAUGAAUCUCCAAACUAUUACUCUGAAAAUGAAAUCUUUUCCUCCCUCACUGACUUUUCAUUUUAUGUCUGAGCUAAUUCAUUUACCUUCAUAUACCGUCUUAAAGUAAUGUAUUUUGGUUCAAACAGUCAUUUCUUCAUUUUGCUCUUUAAAAAUUUCCAUAUUUCAAUAAAAUGAUCAACACAUUUUUAUCUAAAUAGAACUUAUAUGAAGUUUUCUUGUAUUACAUGCAAUUGAUAUCUUCUCAUGUCCAGUAUUUCUGUUUAGCCUUCCUUUUAAAAAGAGAUUCUUGUUGACCAGAAAUCACUUUUGCUUUUCCUAGUUUCACUUUCACUUUGUUCUUCAGUAUGAUCUUUCAUGCAAUUCAGGAAAGUAUGCUUGUGUGUAUUUUUCCUCAAAUUGACUUUUUUAGUACCGUAGUUUUAUUUUAAAAUUUAUUAAGCAUGCAAUAGAAAAAUGAUGUAUGAAAGCUUGGAAACAAAAAUUGCUGUCAGAUUAUAUUUAUUUGCUAGUCAUUGUACUGUUUUUGUAUUAGAUCAUUGUGUAUGGUUAUCCCCUCUUUGAAUACAAAAGGAACUCCCUCAUAUUCUGCAAUGGUCAUCGAGACGUAGUUGGUAGUUUUCCGAGCCAGUACACAUUUUGCUGCUUGCCAUUUUGUCAUUUACUGCAAAAAAAACCACCAAACAAAACGGAAUAACGGAUUAAUGCUACGGCCAAAAAGAAUAAUGUCCGAGAUGGUUUGGUUAGUUGUAUUGAAAUGUGGCAUUUUUUUUUUUUUAAAGAUCAGGGAUGUUAUUGAACCAAAUAACCUGCAAUCCAAUUAAUCUUUUUUGCCAAGUCCGUUUGUAGAAAAAAUUGCUUAUUCUUUUCUUCUAUUUCUUAACUUUAUGGUUCUUGCUUAAAACUUUUUUUCUCUUAUUCUAUUGUAUGGCAGGAAUUGAAGACCACUAUUUUUUGUAUUUUCACUAUCUGAAUAUUCCCCUCCCCCCCAUUAAAGGUGAACAUAAGAGAUUUAGCUAGCACAACAUAUCUGAAGCGAAGAAAAAUUUUAUUAAAAUAUGCAACUUCAAGAUGAAUAGAAUAUGUUAGUUUGUUGUCAACAUAUACACGUAUUUUAAAAAAAAGUGUUUUGGAUUUUUAAAAUGUAUUAAUUAAAAUUUCCCAGAGAAUAAAGUUUGCAAGUUCUUGAUAGUGAAAACUUAAUUACUCUGAGUGUAGAAUUGACAAAGACUCUAUGGAAGACAUGAUUGAAGGUAAAAAGUUCCAGAGGUGAAGAAGAAAAAUUAGGCAAGCCAGAUAGAAAUUGUAGGGUGUGCUUUUUUUUAUAUUUUGUAAAAUGAAAAAAAAUAUUAGGUUGUGAUUUGGAUCUUUGUUGUUGUUUUUUUUUCUUCAUUUGAACUAGACAGAUUAGUCUAAAUGUGUCGAAAUGUACUUCUUUUUACUGAAGCCAAGGACAUGAAAAGACAUGUCUACAAUAGAAGUUUACACCUAUGUGCUUGUAGACUUUAUAUAGGUGUAGAUAAUUACUCUCGUGGUUUUUCUCCCAGUUAGUUUAUAUAAAUGAAUUUGAUAAAAUGUAUCAUUUUUAGAGUAACUGUAUUCUAGUCAUUUCAUUGUGGAAUUCGAGGUGGAUUUUUUUUCAAAAUAAAAGAGUUAUUGACAUCAAAGGGUGAAAAAAAAAGCAUUGUAAUUUUUUGUUUUGAAGUCUCAGUAUAUUCAAUACAUGUACAGUUUUUAAUUUGCUACAAAAAAGUGAAUUUUUAAAAAGAGGGAUUGUAUGAAAUAUUGAUAACUAUGAAUUCCCAAAGGUGCUGGAUUGUCAAUAUUAGAGAAAAUAUCCUGAUAGUAAAAAGAUUUUUUUGUGAAGAGUGCAAAGUAUUGUAACUUGUGAUUGGCGAUCCAUGGGUUCUGAUGUACAGCAUAUUGAAUGGGUUCUAUGUAUCGAUACCAAUGCUGUCAUUACAGUGUAUUUUUUAAUAUGGUGUUUUUUUGUACUCUACAUUUUUGUUUGGAUGUUAUAUCACAAAAUUAUUAUGUGAUCAAAUUUUGAAUAUAUCAAUUGUUGUGUGUGUUGUUAUGGUGAUGAUGAAACUGCAAUUUUUUUUUAUUUUGACAUUUCUUGUAUUCCAUAUUUUAUAUAAAAGAUGAGAAUUGAUAAAAAAAAGAAAAGAAAAGAAAGUAGAAAUAAUACAAUCACACCCCCUUUUCCAAAAAUAGAUUUGAUUAUGGACCACACAAUGAAGAUUUUUGGUCAACCCUGUCCUUAUGAAGAAAAAAAAGAUUAGGAUGAACGGAUUAUGACUUUUGGUGAUGAUUCCAAUUCAUGUGCAAUGUGCCAUAUGCAUUCAAUCAUUGUCUGUGUGUGUGAGUGUGUGACCCUUACAUGUGUCCGACAGGACUUAUAGCUUGAUGUAUAAAAGAUUAUAUAAUGAUCUUCUGGUGCACCCUGGUUUCAUCUAUUAUAACUUAUUACAAUAAAAAAAAAAUGUUUAUAUAUAAAAA
This is a messenger RNA of Magallana angulata, 4243 nucleotides long. Its product is annotated as transcription initiation factor IIA subunit 1-like. The coding region runs from base 131 to 1030 and encodes 299 amino acids. NCBI's taxonomy places the organism in Eukaryota, Metazoa, Mollusca, Bivalvia, Ostreida, Ostreidae. Gene Ontology annotation, cellular component: transcription factor TFIIA complex. Gene Ontology annotation, biological process: transcription initiation at RNA polymerase II promoter; transcription by RNA polymerase II. The transcript is spliced from 9 exons. The record is from RefSeq and is a predicted model, not a curated record.